Messenger RNA from Pelodiscus sinensis (Chinese soft-shelled turtle), 2488 nucleotides. The record is from RefSeq and is a predicted model, not a curated record. NCBI's taxonomy places the organism in Eukaryota, Metazoa, Chordata, Testudines, Trionychidae.
GACUGUUUGUUGUUUUUAAAGUACCAUGGUUUUGCUGAAGCUAGAUUUUAUACAAAUACAAAAAAUAUGUAAAUAUUGAGCAGUUAUAUGGUGAAUACUUACCUUUGUUGAAUUCUGAAGGGUUUGCAGAGUCAGAGUCUAAUUAAUUCAGUCACCAUUAUUUUAUUUUUCACUGAUUCAUGUUAUUUUUUAAACGAGGAAUUAUAACCUGAGCUAUGCCAAAAACUCAACUACAAAUUCAGGCUAUCAAUUGAGAGGCACUGAUGAGAGCUUUAAUAAUCCUUAAUGAUGACCACAAUUAUUCUGAUGCUUAUACUUUUUACAGAGUGCUUUGGCUGCUUGGCCAAUGAGACGAAUGAAUUAUCAGUCAGACAGACACCAUCAGAAAUAAGGGUAUCCACUGGAAUGCCAGCCGAAAUUAACUGUUCCUGGAAAAACAAUGACUCUGUCAAGAGAUUUAGAGUAACCUGGAAAAUACAAAAUCUCACUUGUAAAGAAGGCACCAGCAAAGACCUAUUUUCAAAACUUUACUACACAGUCAACUACACACAUAAGGAUCAAACGGUGCUAAGGAUAGACGUUGUGAAAGGAAACGAUACUGGAAUUUACUUCUGUGAGAUAACUAUUGAAAUACCCUUCAUGAAAAAAGGGAUGGGAAAUGGAACAACUCUAAUUGUUGAAGAGAAAGGUUUGUUUGCAGAAGCCGGAUCAACGGAAAAGUAUAAUUUUAUGGCAAUUCUAGCCAUCUUUCCUUGCCUAGCAUCAGUGGCCUGUUUUUAUUUCUGUUACAAAAAGCAGCAGAACUCAGAAAACUCUGUGUCAGAGAGAAGGACCCAUGAGGAACAGACACUUCAGGUGAUGGAACUGGAUGAAGGAAAUGAGAUAAAUGAAGCAGAUGAGAGAAAUUCUUCCUCAAACUCAUCAGAAUGGGUUACUUCCACACUUUACGAGUCCCUUGAUUAUUUUGCAAUGAAGCAAAAUGAAGAUAAAGAGGAGGACAACAAACAUUCUGUUGCUUUUUCAUCCAAUGCAGCAGAUUAGUAAAUCUCAUGACUUACAGCAUCUGGGAAAUCCAGAAGAUGUGAGGAAGACAACAAGGACCCUACACCCAUUUUGACAGUCCAGGGCUGAAAGUUCUUAUCAUUAAUGCGAUAUAGAUAAAACUAGCAAGGCCACAGAGUAUCAUAGCAUAAUUUGCUUCUUGAUCUUGCAGUAUACAACUCAAACCCAGUGAAGUCUCUUUGCUGUCCCUGGCACACCACUGUGACAGCAAAGCUGGUAUGGUACCAGUAGUAAAGUUGGUUCAAUAUAAUGGGGGAAGAGUAUUUGUGUUAUUGACUCAUGCCAAAUUCCAGGAAUCUUUUGUUGGUGGUGUUUUAAAAGUUUGAUAUCUCCCUGUUUUGCUAUUUACCUGGGAGUUUUUUGUGAUGUAGCGGCUUUUCUCUCCCCCACUUUCCACAUCCUAGUGUGCAGGAGCAUGAUACACAAUCAUACUAUGAGGAUUUGCCAAACUAAAUCUCAUUGAACUAUUAAACAUGCUGCUUCAGGCAAUGGAGAGUACAUGAUGGUUUACAGCAGCGGUUCUCAAACUUUUUGAGCUCCGGAGACCUUUACAUGAAUAAAAAUGUAUGUGGAGCCCCAGCGAUCCACUGAUUGUCUGUGUUGUACCUAUUGAUGUUUCUAGUUUGUCAGCCUCAUGGAGCCCCUGGAGAUGUCUCCUCCGUAGACCACAGUUUGAGAAACACUGGUUUACAGGAAGGUGGAGAAAAACCGCACACUGAUAAUCACCAAGACAGUUGGGCAAUACUUUGAAUAGGAUGAAAUCCUUCCUGGCCUCUGUGGUGAUCACCAGAUGCACUGAAAAAUUAGAUUUCAUUACCCUAUCUUAGCAUAGGUGCGAAAUAAAUUACAGUUUGAAUAUUAUACUUAAUAAAAGCUAAUUAUAACCCACUUUGGAGGGAUAAGAUUUUGGAUGCUGAAGGCUGAUCUUAUACUGUUUUUUUUCCCUCUCUGACAACCUCAAAAAUAAUCACAAAAAUUGUUCAAAAACUAAAGACAAGAUUAAAAAUGGACUUUCUAUAAGCCUAGUAGAAGACAAACAUUAACAGCAAACAAAUGCAGCAUCUUAAUAUUUUAGGCUUAUUGAAAACAGAGUAAGUGGCCAAAACAUCAGUGUGUUUGUGUAGCAAAUCUUUUGUCUGCUGCUAAGGCUCAUUCUGUGGAUUGUUUUCUCAAAAGCAGGCACAGGUAAGCAAAUGUUAUCAUUAUGUAAGAGGGUACUGAUCUAGCGGCACCCUGAGGGUGCCAACAAACACAGACUGGCUUUUUCAAACUGCUCAGCAACAGCUGAGACACUUUAAAUGUUAUUCUGCACCUUUUCAAUGAAAAGGGAAUGGUUUCCAAGUAUUUUCUUUGUGUUGAUGUUUGUGGUAAAGAGAGAGAGAGAAAGUCAUUUGGUAACAGUGCAUCGCUCAAUCACUAAACCUAA